CCGCACCCGAAUCGAAAUUCAAGGUUACUGCUUCCAUUAGCAAACUUCCGCGUCGGUUCACGGUGGGGAUGAUGACGGCGAGGAGAAACGGCGUUGCUCGUGGUGUUGGGUCCCACAGGCCUGUUAGGGUUUCCCCGCCGGCUUGGAAAAUUGCUGGAGGAAAAAGGGUUUCCUCUUCUUCUUCUUCUUCUUCUUCUAUUCUAAGUGGCAAGAAGAGUGUCGCCGCAGCAGCAAGUAAAGAUGGCGCCACAAGCUUAAUGAUCCGGAACAUUCCCAACCAUUUCCAGAGGUUUCAUCUGCUGCAGUAUCUGGACACUCAUUGCGCCGACGAGAACAAG
Messenger RNA from Linum tenue, 338 nucleotides. The record is from the annotation of a GenBank genome assembly. Lineage: Eukaryota; Viridiplantae; Streptophyta; Magnoliopsida; Malpighiales; Linaceae.